Messenger RNA from Gilbertella persicaria, 1448 nucleotides. RefSeq lists its product as uncharacterized. NCBI's taxonomy places the organism in Eukaryota, Fungi, Mucoromycota, Mucoromycetes, Mucorales, Choanephoraceae. The coding region runs from base 23 to 1135 and encodes 370 amino acids. Gene Ontology annotation, molecular function: transcription coregulator activity; RNA polymerase binding. The transcript has 5 exons. Gene Ontology annotation, cellular component: nucleus. The record is from RefSeq and is a predicted model, not a curated record.
UUUUUUUUUUGGGACUAACGUAAUGUAUCCUACAACAACACCCAAGCCUAAACCUUCUAAGAAAUACGUAUUACUCGGUGUACCUAAACUUCCUUCAGGUUGGAAAGAGUAUCGUACAGUCACUGGUCAACCUUAUUGGUACAAUACAGUUACUCAUACCAGUUCUUGGGUAUUUCCAACACAAGAACAUCUCCCACCUAAGAAGCAUAAACAGAUAAAAAAGAAAAUUCCCAAUACGCAUUGGUUAUUUGUCUUGACACACGAUGGAUAUGAAUUUUAUUAUGACCGAGAAACAAAGACGUCUGUUUGGGAAAUGCCCCUCGAGUUAGAGGAGCCUAUGGAACAAUUGAAAAAGAUGGAACAGGAUAAAAAGAGAGAAUUGGAAGAACAAGAGCAACAAGAGCAAGAAGCCAAACGCGUUAAAUUGGAACAAGAACGCGUUCAAUUAGAAGAAGAGCAACUAGAAGAAGCAGAGCGUGCUCGGUUAGAACAAGAACAAGAACAAUCAGAAGAAAUGACAGAAGAAGAUGUCAUGUGGCAAUUACAAGAAAUGGCUGAAGCAGAAGUACAAAAGGAUGCAUUGACAGAAGAAGAAUAUACAGCUCAAUUUUAUGACCUCUUACAAGAGAGAAACAUUUCUCCUUUUGCUGUCUAUUCAGCUGAAUACCCUAAACUCAUGACAGAUCCAAGAUUUUCAGUGGUACCACAAAAUAAGCAUAAAGUAUUAUUUGACAAGUAUUGUCAUGCAUUAGGUGAGAAAUUAAAAGAUGUUAACAAGACAAAAAAGAAACCAGAAGAUCAGUUUAAAGAACUACUUGAAUCUAAAGUAACUGAGAAGAUGUACUGGGAUGAUUUCCGCCGUAAAUACAAAGAUGAUCCUAGAUUUAAAGCCAUGACAGUCACUCGGGAGAAAGAAGCGUUAUUUAAAGAUCAUGUGAAACAUCAUCUGGGAAAGAACAAGAAGAAGGAGCCAAGGGAUGAAUACAUGGAUCUCUUACGUGACACAAAAGAAAUCAGAGCGGGGAUGCGUUGGAGAGAUGCCAAAAAGAUACUUGAGAAAGACAGUCGUUUUUACGUGAUAGAGUCCAAGACUGAAAGAGAAGAUUUGUUUCGUGAUUACUUAGAAUCCCAAUAAAACUUAAGAAUAAUGAUACACCUGAGGGGGUUCUGUUGUGAACCUUACAGAUUGAGACAGACUCUUGUGUGGUGUGAUAUCUUGACUAUCUAUCUUUUGAGCAGGAGGACAACUGAAUCGUAAUAGUUUUGAUUUUAUCAGCAUUUCUUCUUCUUUGUGUUCUUCUUUUUCUCUUUCUUUCAUAAUAGCUUGUAUUAAAGCAAAACUAUCACUUCGACGAUGACGUCUACAAUCUAAAGGUGAAGGUGGUGGUGAAGGAAGAGAAGACAUAGUGGAAUAUAAAAGAAAAAGAGAAAAAAAAAAAGAAAAAAAA